Molecule: messenger RNA, 660 nt
Organism: Acanthoscelides obtectus
Lineage: Eukaryota; Metazoa; Arthropoda; Insecta; Coleoptera; Chrysomelidae
Source: the annotation of a GenBank genome assembly
AUGGAAACUGACCCAGGGGGGUCAGGAAAUGGCGCUUCCACCAUGGCAAUGGAGAUGAAGUCGAAGGAGCAGACCAUAGAGAAGUUGAGAGCCGAAUUGGAGAUGGUUCGACAGGAGCUGUCAAAAAAGGAUGAUGAUAAGAAGACCAAUGAAAGAUUGAUGAUGAUCAUCGAAGCCCAGCAGCGGACAAUUACCGACCUAACAGUUAAAUUAGACCUCCUACUGAAAACCCAGGUUAAGCCCCGUAAAACGCGACGAAACAAGACCAACACUACAGGCCUUCCUCCUCUCCCUCCACCAAAAUCGCAGUCUGAAACGUCUCAUUCAACUGCAAGCGACUCGAAUAAACAGCCUGUGCCUAAUCUAUCGGUUACUUCCACGCCUUCGACAUCUCAGGUACCAGAAGACACGACUGCACAGCCUCCACGCAAGGUACGUGUUACCCCCAUCGUUCUUCGCGAUGCUUCGAGAUGGCGAGGCGUAAAUCACGAGUUUAUUUCUUUGGGCAUCAAAUUCGAACGCGCGGUUGCCGUCGAUGCAGGAAUCAGGAUAAUUCCCAAGUCCGAGGAUAAUUACCGCAGCAUUAUUCGUCUCUUCAGGGAGGAAGAGGUGCCCCACCACACUUUCCCUCAACCCUCCGAGAGGAACUUCAUGCUGUAA